This is a messenger RNA of Pteronotus mesoamericanus, 5016 nucleotides long. RefSeq names its product tetratricopeptide repeat domain 7A (gene TTC7A). Gene Ontology annotation, biological process: phosphatidylinositol phosphate biosynthetic process; protein localization to plasma membrane. Gene Ontology annotation, molecular function: protein binding. Bases 285 to 2861 code for a protein of 858 amino acids. The transcript is spliced from 20 exons. The record is from RefSeq and is a predicted model, not a curated record. Gene Ontology annotation, cellular component: plasma membrane. Lineage: Eukaryota; Metazoa; Chordata; Mammalia; Chiroptera; Mormoopidae.
CGGCGGCGGCAGCAGCGCCAGGAGCUGUUGCAGCAGAGGCGGAGGCUGCUCCUGGACGCGUCCGGGCCGCGCAGCCGGAGCCCCAGCCCGGAGGCGCCGGGAGGUGCACCAAGUGCUGCUGCUGCUGCCCGCCCGCCGCCGCUUGGGCCCCCGCUGCCACCGGGGCCCUUGCUGUCGUCCGCGCCCCCAUCGACCCCACCCGCGUGUGCGCCCCAGCCGGGACGCCGCCCCCGACCGGGUCUCCCCUUCUUGGCCGCACCUCCCAUGACAGCACCCGCGCGAAGAUGGCUGCGAAGGGCGCGCACAGCUCCCACCUGAAGAUAGAGAGCGAGCUUGAGCGCUGCCGCGCCGAGGGCCACUGGAACCGCAUGCCCGAGCUGGUCCGGCAGAUGCAGGCUAUGGUCGUGCCCAGUGGAGGAAGCCACCGGCGAGCCAUUCCAGGCGCCUCGUUCACUUCUCUGGACACCGAUGACUUUGGAAAAUUGCUCCUGGCAGAGGCCCUCCUGGAGCAGUAUUUGAAAGAGAAUAAUGCCAAGAUAAAAGACUCCAUCCCUUUGCUGGAAAAGAAUGAGCCGAAGAUGAAUGAAGCGAGAAACUACCUGAGCAGUAUCCUCAACCAUGGGAAGCUGUCACCACAGUACAUGUGUGAGGCCAUGCUAAUCCUGGGCAAGCUGCAUUACGUGGAGGGCUCCUACCGAGAUGCCAUCAGCAUGUAUGCACGGGCCGGAAUUGAUGACCUGUCCGUGAACAAUAAGCCCCUGUAUCAGAUGCGGCUGCUGGCAGAGGCGUUUGUCAUCAAAGGCCUCUCCCUGGAACGCCUACCCAAUUCCAUCGCUUCCCGCCACCGCCUGACUGAGAGGGAGGAGGAAGUGAUCACCUGCUUCGAGAGGGCCUCCUGGAUCGCUCAGGUGUUCCUACAGGAUCUGGAGAAGAUCACAAAUAAUACCACAUCGCGGCAUCUGAAAGUCUCUCACCACGUUGACUACGAGCUCACCUACUUCCUGGAAGCUGCCCUCCAGAGCGCUUACGUGACAAACCUGAAGAAGGGGAACAUCGUGAAAGGCAUGCGAGAGCUCCGGGAGGUCCUGCGGACGGUGGAGACCAAAGCAACUCAGAACUUCAAAGUGAUGGCCGCCAAGCACCUGGCAGGGGUCCUGCUGCACUCGCUGAGCGAGGAUUGCUACUGGAGCCCCCUGUCCCACCCUCUGCCCGAGUUCAUGAGCAAAGAGGAGAAUUCCUUCAUCAUGCAAACCCUGCGGAAACCUCACUUCUACGAAGGAGACAACCUCUACUGCCCAAAGGACAACAUUGAGGAAGCCCUGCUGCUGCUCCUCAUCAGCGAGUCCAUGGCUACUCGGGACGUGGUGCUGAGCCGGACGCCGGAGCAGGAGCAGGACCGGGCGGUGAGCCUGCGGAAUGCCGCGGCCAUCUACGACCUCCUGAGCAUCACGCUGGGCAGGAGGGGCCAGUAUGUCAUGCUCUCCGAGUGCCUGGAGCGAGCCAUGAAGUUUGCAUGUGGAGAAUUUCACCUUUGGUACCAAGUGGCACUCUCCAUGGUGGCUUGUGGAAAGUCAGCCUACGCUGUGUCACUGCUACGGGAGUGUAUGAAGCUGCGGCCCUCAGACCCCACCGUGCCCCUGAUGGCCGCUAAGGUCUGCAUCAGGUCCCUGCACUGGCUGGAGGAGGCCGAGCACUUUGCCACGCUGGUGAUCAACCUCGGUGAGGAAGCCGGGGAGUUUCUCUCCAAGGGCUACCUGGCGCUGGGUCUCACCUAUAGCCUGCAGGCCACCGAUGCGACUCUGAAGAGCAAGCAGGACGAGUUGCACCGGAAAGCACUGCAGACGCUGGAGAGAGCCCAGCAGCUGGCGCCUGGCGACCCCCAGGUCAUCCUCUAUGUUUCCCUGCAGCUGGCCCUCGUCCGACAGAUCUCCAGCGCCAUGGAGCAGCUGCAGGAGGCCCUGAAGUUGUGCAGGGAUGAUGCCAACGCCCUCCACCUGCUGGCUCUCCUCUUCUCCGCACAGAAGCACUACCAGCACGCCCUGGACGUCAUCAACAUGGCCAUCACGGAGCACCCCGAAAACUUCAACCUGCUGUUCACCAAGGUAAAGCUGGAGCAGGUACUGAAAGGCCCAGAGGAAGCCCUCGUGACCUGCAGACAGAUGCUGCGACUGUGGCAGACCCUGUACAACUUCUCCCAGCUGGGAGGCCUGGAGAAGGAUGGCAGCCUCGGCGAGGGCCUCACGCUGAAGAAGCAGAGUGGCAUGCACCUGACUCUGCCUGAUGCCCACGAUGGAGACUCCGGCUCUCGGCGGGCAUCGUCCAUCGCAGCCUCCAGGCUAGAAGAGGCCAUGUCAGAGCUGACCAUGCCUAGCUCUGUUUUGAAGCAGGGGCCCAUGCAGCUGUGGACCACGCUGGAACAGAUCUGGCUCCAGGCUGCUGAACUCUUCAUGGAGCAGCAGCAUCUUAAGGAAGCAGGUUUCUGCAUCCAGGAGGCAGCGAGCCUCUUCCCCACCUCACACUCGGUACUCUACAUGCGGGGCCGUCUGGCCGAGAUGAAGGGCAGCUUGGAGGAGGCCAAGCAGCUGUACAAGGAGGCGCUCACGGUGAACCCCGACGGCGUGCGCAUCAUGCACAGCCUGGGUAUGAUGCUGAGUCGGCUGGACCGCAAGAGCCUGGCCCAGAAGGUGCUGCGGGACGCUGUGGAGAGGCAGAGCACCUGCCAUGAGGCAUGGCAGGGCCUGGGCGAGGUGCUGCAAGCCCAGGGCCAGAACGAGGCCGCUGUCGAAUGCUUCCUCACUGCCCUCGAGCUGGAGGCCAGCAGCCCAGUGCUGCCCUUCUCCAUCAUCCCCAGAGAGCUCUGACACUGCCCACAGCAGCGGGGAGGAAGGCGGUGCCCGGUGGGUGGAGCAGCUGGCAGCCGGGAACAGGGAUUUGGGGAGGUGUGGGACCUCAGGGAAAUACAUCUCUAGGGAACACUUCUGCAAGCUGCAGCCCUAGUUCUCCUCGCCUCCCCCACCCCACCCCUGUGUUCCCUCCAGAGCCCACUGAGUCUGGGAGAGGCUCAUCUGGAACUGGGUGGACCAAAUUUGCAUCAGAAGCAAAUUCCUUCUCCUUGGGACUCAGACAUUGUGGCAUUUAUGAGCAAGGAAGUAGCUGAGAGGCCACAUCAGCAUGGAGCCCCUCCCCAGUGCGUCUGUGCAUCAUCUAAAUGUGCAGUAAGAUCUGCGUAGCUUGGUUACUUCCCCUUCUAGAAACCCCUGUACUGCACCUGCCACCCUCCCUCAGCACCCCGACCCUGAUUUCUGGCUUUGCACAAGCUUCAGUCUCGAACCUCCGCUCUCUCGUCUCCAGCGCCAACGAUGAACCCUGCCUCUGGCUGGGCCAAAAGGGCUUUCCUGUGUUCUUCCUCAGCACCUCAGCAGAUAGUCUGCUUGAGCCCUAAGUGUCUUAGAGUCAUGGUGACUGGACUUGCUCCCUGGCGCCUUACAGCUGUGCCUUCACCCACCCGUGCCUCUGUGCCUCGGGGGAGCCCCACGUCCUGGGCCCAGACCCGUCCCAGGACAAGGUUUCGGGCCGUUCUCAGGUCUUUCCCAGAGCAGUCACGACUUGAAGAAUCCACCGGCAAGUGGGAAGAAGAUGGAUCCCUCUCCCAGACUUUGAGUUAGUGGGUAUUGCCCAGCAUUGCCCUUUGCCCGAUGAGGCCAGUUGGGACUAACUGUGCACCCUCUGCUGCCAAGUGCCUUUGAGGCCCCUAGUGUCUGGCCGGGGACACCGGGCACCGGCCCUAACUAACCUUCCAUUUCUGCCCACCUCCACCUUCCUGGAAAUGCCCCAGCUAAAGCAGCCUCCACAGAACCUAGGCCGCAGCCCCAGGAUGGGCCUCAGGAUACGAGCAUGGCGCUUCGCCCAGCCCGUUCUUAUUCCUUCCAUCGACACAUUGCUCCUUCAGGGCAGUGGGUACGAGGCAGAUCACUCCGGGGGUUAUGACGUGGAGAUGGGGAGUCUCCAGGACUGUCCCACAUUCAUCUCACCACCCACAGCCCAUUUCACCUCCGGCGUUCUUGGGUAACCCAAGCCCCACCCUGGCCAUUUGGUUCCCCUGCCUGGCACCGAAUGACUGGUUGGCCUGGCGCCUCCUAAAUAGUUGAGCUGGCCUCUGUAUACUUGGUACCUUUGUCAGCAGGGGUCGUGGGUGCUGGGGGUCGGUGUCUUCCCUGCGGCUCCCAGCCUGCUGUGGGGUGCUCUGGGAAUUCCCCCCAAGGAGCUGUCCCGCCCCCAACCACCACCAAAGACCUAUUAGGGAAAUUCCUUUUUUAUCUGCACUUUGGGUUUUAGUUUUAAAGCUCCAUCAGGUACAUCUCUCAUUUCAAGGUGUGUGGAAAGGUUGGGCAAGGACGGCCUGGGUCUGUCAUAGGCCAGGCUCCCUGUGGGAGACCCACGCUCCUCGCCACACCGGCUCAGCGCUGCACCCCCAGGUGCUUCCCGGGGAGAGCCUGUGCCUCCUGGCCUCCCGCCAGGUGAGCAACGCUGCAGAGAACAUUGCAUCCUUCGCCUCUUAUUUGAAGGAUCUCUAUAUGUGUAUGUGUGUAUAAAUAUAAAUUUAUAUAUAUAUGUACAGGGUCCAGCAGAAGUAACACCUGCUUGAGUGUGGUUGGUAGGGUAAUAUUAUAUGGGUGUAAUAAUUUAUAGUUUUAAUUUGAACAUUUCACCUAAAAUGUCAUAUGGUGUGCUUGAGUGUGAUAUUGUUAUGUUACAGAAUUACAUGCUUACGAUUUUGUAAUAAAAGAUUUUUUAAUGAAACAGGGGCGUUAUUUCUGCUGGGCCCUGUAUAUGAUAGAGCUCUAUUUUUCUGGAAUUCUGUGAGGGGGAAAAAAGUGAGCAAGACAAAACAGAAGCCAUUGAUUUGCCUUGGGGGACCCAAAGAUGUUGGUGGUCAGUUCUUAGGAAGGAAAGGCACCCUCCUCAGAGGAGGCCUCAGCUGUUUAGGUCAAGUUGCUGACAGUUCACAGAUUGAAU